CGCAUUCACGUACAUGUAAAUGCCGUCGAUCGAAUCUGAUCCUGAGCAGGAUGCGCUUCUUGACGUGACAGGCAUUCACGUGCAAUACAGUGCCUCGUCUCGGAGUCUUCCACUGUUCGACGUGACCCGUGCAACGUGGAGACUGCGGCCUGCAUCUUCGUGGCGCGGAUGGCCAUCUCCUGCACGUUAAACUGUCCGUUAGUGAUCGAAUCUCCAUCCUGCGGGACUCGAUCCCGAGCAAACAGGACGCCCGGGAAGUGACCUGAUUACAGGGAUUAACGAGCGGCUUCAAGGUCAAGCCUCAUGGCACGCCGGCGCUCGCAGCAUGACUCCGACGCACAACUCACUCGGCAAUACGCCACUCCCCGCGCACGACCCACUCCACGAUCCCUUCGUAACGUCAUGGUCUCCCUUGUUUCCAUCGCCGCGGCGGCUGCUCUUGCCGUCGUCACUCGGUUCCAGUCAACCGACGCGGCAUUCGUCGCUUGUGCCGAAGCCCCAGCAAGACCUGGAGACCGUCGCACCAGCACGUCCCAACUCAAAGUGACGACGUUCAACGCGGAGUUCUUGUUCCUGGGCAACGCACCGCACGGACUCAAAUGUCCGGGAGCUGACUGUCGAUGGACGACGGCGGCUCAAGCUCAGAGCCACGUGAUCCAGAUCGCAUCCGUGAUCAAGAGUCUGGACGCCGACAUCAUCCAGCUCAACGAGGUCGAGGACUGCACCGUGCUGGAGGCUGUCAUCACGCAGCUCGAAGCACUGGGCGACUCCACCUACAAGCCGUACGUGAUCAGAGGAGCUGACACGUCCACGGGUCAGAACUCGGCACUGCUCACGCGAAUCGAUCCUGUUGUGGAUCUGCAACGUACGGAGACGCGCGCAACGAUCCCCGUUAGUGGGUCAAAGUGCCCUAGUUCGAGCGGAUACUCGAGCUCCAAGGGCGUGUCCAAGCACUUCUACACGACCUUCAACGUCACGGGCUUUUCCAAGCCGAUCACGCUCGUGGGUGCUCAUCUACUGGCCAACCCCGAGAGUAAACCACGUUGCUUCGAGCGUGAAGCUCAGGCGACGGUACUCGCUGAUCUGGCCAAUGCUGCAGUCGAUGAAGGUCACCACGCCAUCAUCACUGGUGACCUGAACGACUGGUCUGCGGCUCUGCCGGACAAGAACAGCAACGCACCGAUCAGUGCAGUGCUCUCCAUUCUAACGGGUACCAACUUUGUCGACGUGGCGAGCAAAAUCUCGCAGUCUGACCGCUACACGCAAUGGUGGGACGAGGACAAUGACUGUGUGUACGAAGACAGCGAGUUGAGCAGUCUCGACCACAUGCUCGUCUCCAAGUCACUGUCGUCUGCUCUCAAGAGCGUCUCGUUCAAUCACAACCUGUACACCACGUCCUGCAGUGGAUACAACAGUGAUCACUACCCGAUCUCCAUCGUUUUGAACAAGGUCUAAAGCUCCGAGCUCGCUCCAAACACAACGUAAUUGUUCAUGAGUAGUUCAAACAAACAAACAAAAAAGACAGUUUUUGGUUUAACUGA
Molecule: messenger RNA, 1541 nt
Organism: Phytophthora nicotianae INRA-310
Lineage: Eukaryota; Oomycota; Peronosporomycetes; Peronosporales; Peronosporaceae
Exons: 1
Coding region: 304-1455 (383 amino acids)
Molecular function (GO): catalytic activity
Source: RefSeq, a predicted model, not a curated record